CCACAGGGUUCCGGUUGUGGGCUGGCCUGGGUUACUGGGUUUUAAAUAAUCCUAAUCCAUCUUUGGCCUGUGUGGUGUAAGUGAAGACCUGUCCAGGCUGCCUCAAGUUGCAUCUUCAACCUGGCCCCAGUGCACUUCGCAAGUGGCUCUGAAGUGAGUGAAAUAGGAUAAAUUCCCUUGACUCAGGAAAAGGCAGGCGCAAAGAAUUGAUUCCAAGAUGAUUAAGAAUAAUGUUACCGACCAUAAACUAAAUGUGGAAGCCAUAAUUAAAAAUAUUAACACAAUUUCUUUGGAGCUAAAAAAAAUGAAUGAACUCUCCCAGUUACUGCUUUGUGACCUUACCCUACAUUUCAGUCAUCCCAUGAAGACAGAUGACUUAAAAGAAACAGAGGGAAACAGCCCCCACUUUGAAGAGUCUAAAAUGCCAGAUGUAUCCCUUGCUUCUGAUAGCUUUUUAAUCUGAUUUUUUAUUUAUUUGUUGUAAAUUUGUGACUUUUUAUUGUUGAAUUAACCCAUUUAUAGGAGAAUUGAGUUUACUAAUAUAUUCAAUUAAAAAAAUAAAAAAUGUGUUGAAUUGUAAAUAAUCAUUUCAUGCUUUGGUAGGCUUCUCUUGUUUUAAUGUUCCAAGAAAUGGCUAAUUUAUUUCACCAAUAGCAAGAGUAUUACAUAGGAAGUUGGUCAUGGAGUGCUGCUCAUCCCAUCCUCUAUGCUUGAAUUUGGCUUAGGUUGAAAGAGAGUUACUAAAUUAUAAAUGUAUGGUAUAGAUUUAUUUAAUCAGGUGUCUCCUGGUAGCAAGUGUCAGAAACAACUCAAACUAGCUGAAUCAUUUAUUAGGUCAUGUGCCUUGAAAGUUCAUGGCUGGGAUAGAGUUCAGGGCCUUCACUAAUUCAUCAGAUAUCUCUGCCCUGGUUCUGUUUCUGUGCACUGGUCUACAUCCUUUCCUAUUAAACUCAUCACUUCCAUGUAACAGGUAGAGGAGAGUAGAGGUAUGGUGGGUCUACAGCAUUAUCUUUUGGAGACCCCAGAGGAAAGAGAGAUCCUCUGUCUUAGCCUCUGUGUUUAACAAUCCAGAGAAGGGUCUUGACUAGGCCAGCUUCAAUUAAGAUGGGUUCUAAGCAACUAUGUUUGGUGAGGCUGGGAUUUAUGCCAGGUCAGUGGAAAAGGAGCAGGCAUCCUGUUCAGUCACUCAGCUGUGUCCAACUCUUUGCGACCCCCAUGGACUGUAGCUCA
Molecule: messenger RNA, 1230 nt
Organism: Odocoileus virginianus texanus
Lineage: Eukaryota; Metazoa; Chordata; Mammalia; Artiodactyla; Cervidae
Gene: C14H5orf58
Product: chromosome 14 C5orf58 homolog
Source: RefSeq, a predicted model, not a curated record